Centropristis striata (black sea bass) is the source of this 5211-nucleotide messenger RNA. It is a transcript of the gene tmem245, whose product is annotated as transmembrane protein 245. The record is from RefSeq and is a predicted model, not a curated record. NCBI's taxonomy places the organism in Eukaryota, Metazoa, Chordata, Actinopteri, Perciformes, Serranidae. The transcript is spliced from 18 exons. Bases 103 to 2724 code for a protein of 873 amino acids.
ACUUCCCAUGGUGCCCGCUGGCAUUUCCUCAGUGCUGCGUCACAUGUUUUCCUCCCUCACGCGGUGGAUCCCUCGGGUGUGCUUCCGCGGCCAAUCGGGAACAUGGCAGACGAGGAGGACUCGGCACCGGAGCCUGCCGCUGCCUCUGCCCAGGAGAGCCCUCUCACUGGGCGGCCUCAUUCCGUCUUCUUCUCCGAGAGCGUCCAGCCGGCUGUCGGGAUGGUGAGCCAGCUGCUAACGCAGCCUUCGUCCCUGAAGUUUGAUAAAAACAUCAAACAGGCCUUCUACAACACGGGGGCGAUGAUCUUUGUGGCUAUCUGCUGCGGAGCCGCUGUCCUGGUCUACUUCAUCCUGGAGGCCUUCCUCCGCCCGCUGCUCUGGGCAGUGCUCUGCGGGACCUUCCUACACCCCUUCAAGCACUCUCUGGCCCGGCUCGGUCGCUCCUGGCUCAGCGGCCUGCAGGAGACCGGGACGCCCAUCGUGGUGGGGACCCUGCUGAUCCCGGUGUGGUGUGUGAACUACGGGGUGGAGGCGAUGGGCAAGCUGGUCCUGGAGAAGCUCACGGUGCUGCUGGUGAUCGGGGCCGGGGCGCCCAUGGUCUACUUCCUCUACCUGUCCUGGAGCGUCAUCGGCAUGCAGGUGAUCCUCGGGCACGUCUGUGGGAUCAUCGGGGCCGUGCUGGACUGUUUCCACACUGUGUGGGUUUGCACUGUGGUGUUUGGCUACUUGUUGGCGGUUUGUUUUAAGUGGAGUCCUCACACUCAGCACUACCUGAGGGCUCUGGCACUUCCUGUCUGGGGCAUCCUGCUCUUCUACACCGUGUCUCUGACCGGCUCGUGGAGAGUGCCCAUAUUUGUGGUUAUGGUUAUACUCAUCAUCAUGGGCUCCCAAGAGAAACCACCUGUUCCUGGCAAAGGUGAGCUGUCGGGGCAGGUGUUAUCAUUCGCUGCUAACACUAUUUACAUGGCAAUCUCCUGUAGCAACCUUCAGAUGAAAACUGAGCCCAGUGAAAACUCUACCUCUACAGAUGGUGUGCAGGCUAUGGGCCCCCUCCCCUCCACGCCCGGCUUCCCCCGGGGCUCUCGUUCAUUACCAGCUGGCCUCUUCCAGAAAGAGAAAAGCUCCCAGAGAGCCAGCGAUAUUUACUUUAUUCUCCUGGUCUGGGCCAUUGUUCUGGUUCAGGUCUGGCUCAACCUCUGGCUCCUGCAGCUACUGCCUAUCCCUGUGGCUGUGUGGGUGCUGAAGAAGCUGGUGGUGCACUUUGGCCUGAAGGGCUUUGCAGAGCGGACUGUGAUGUCAUGGUGGGCGGUGCUGGAGAAGCUAGGACGUGAGCGUGAGGACGCCCUGCUGCCCGGACCAAUCAAAGGCUUGGCUCAGUUCCUGCUGCGUAUCGACACUAAGCUCUGGCAUUGGCUUAACAAGCAGAUGAUCGUGUGGUUGGAGCGAUCUCUGGAUAAAAUCAUCAGCACCUUCAUCAUCUUCCUCCUGGUCACAGGGACCCUGCUCAUGGCUCUGCUGCUCACUGCUAUGGUUCAUCAUGAAAGUGUUCACAUCAUCGACGUAACCAGUAACCUCAUCAACGAGACUGUGUCGAACCAUCCAGAAUGGGCCAAUUGGCUUCCAGAGGCUCGUGUGGUGCAGAAGGCUCUGAACUCAGCUGCUACUAACGUUUAUCAACACGGUAGAGAAUGGAUAACACAAAAACUCCAUAAGAUGUUAGGAGACAAGGUGAACCACACAGCUGUGAUUGAGAAACAGGUUUUGGAGCUCUGGGACAGGCUGUACCACUCCUGGUUUGUGAAGAACACGACCCACACUGGACGCCUCCGCGGUCAGAAGAUGAUGGUUCAGAGAGGGAACAGCUGGCUCGGUGAAAUCCUGGACUGGAAGGACAUCGCCUCCUUUCUGCAGGAAAAUAUUGAGACUCUGCUGUCUAUCCUGGAGUCUCUGUGGGUGGUAAUGAGCAGAAAUGUCGGCCUUCUCAUCUCCACCACCACCACUCUCCUCACCGUGUUGUUCCACAGCGGCACGGCUCUGCUCAACUUUGUUCUCAGUCUGGUGAUUUUCCUGACCACUCUCUUCUACCUGCUGAGCUCCAGCGGUGAAUACUAUAAACCUGUCAAAUGGGUGAUCAACCUGACCCCCCUCUCCCAGCCCGGACCUUCCUCAAAUAUCAUCGGCCAGUCUGUCGAGGAGGCCAUCAGAGGAGUGUUUGACGCCUCUCUGAAAAUGGCGGGCUUCUACGGCCUCUACACUUGGCUCACUCACACCAUCUUUGGCAUCAGCAUCGUCUUCAUUCCUUCUGCUCUGGCUGCCAUCCUGGGUGCGGUGCCGUUCCUGGGGACGUACUGGGCGGCGGUGCCGGCGGUGUGCGACCUGUGGCUGGUGCAGGGCGAAGGCGUCAAGGCCCUGCUGCUGCUCAUCUGCCACCUGCUCCCAACAUAUUUUGUAGAUACAGCUAUCUACUCUGACAUAUCAGGGGGUGGACACCCGUACCUGACCGGUCUGGCGGUGGCAGGUGGAGCGUACUAUCUGGGUCUGGAGGGCGCCAUCAUCGGGCCCAUCCUGCUCUGCAUCCUGGUUGUUGCAGCCAACAUCUACAGCGCCAUGCUGAUGAGCCCCAGCUCUGCGGCGCCGACACCGGUGCAGUCCAGCUGGCCGCUCCAUCCAAUCAGGACCUUCGCAGACUCGACCCCCUCUGUCCCGAAGAAGACCAGUGAGUGAGAGCGAGAGGGCGUGUCCCUGUGGACCAUCACCCUCAGGGGGCGGCGCUCCCCUCCCUGAAGCUCCUCCCUACGCCGCGCGGCUCCGCCUCGACUGAGAAGAGAUGCCGGCGUAGCAGCUGGUCACCCAUGAUGCCGUUUGUUUACUGGAGCUGUUUCUGUGAACACCAUGGCAACAAUUCAAGACCCUAAAAUUACAGAUGCAAGCGUUUAACCAGAUCCCUAACGUGGACCAAUGACAUCACAUUGGGCAUUACGAAUAUGAAUGACGGAGACGUUGAUGCUAAUCACAUCAUCUCUCACAACGCCAGUGCCUAAAUUGAUUUAGUAAAUUACCGUGCGGUUUGUGGUGAAUCGUAACGUGACCUGUUUUAUCUACAAAGCCCCUAGUUUCCACCCUGCACACCCUGACUGUGCUUUAAGCUACAGGAUGUGGUUGUGUGGUAUUUGUGCUCCCUACCUCUCUCCUCAUGGAGGCUCAAGCUGAGCUCACACCUGGCACAAGAGAAGGAGUUGUUGACUGUUCUUUAGUUUAACUUCAUGUUUCAUUCACGUUUCAGUGAUAGAAGCUGUGAGUUUGCAACAGUGGAUCUCCUCUUUGAAAAAGAUUCAUACUCCAGGGCCUGUUUCAUACAGCAGGCUUUGUUUAGUUUGACUAAUUUUCAGUUAAUUCGGUUCCAUAAAAGCAAAUAACCUAACGCGCCAGGGUCACACACUUCCAGAAACGACCUGGGAGGUGACUGGAUGAACCGCCUGUCUAUCACAGGCUGCUGGAGCCAGUUUGGAGAAGAGCUAAAACAUCUUUUCCAGUGAGGAAAAAACCUUCAGUGCUAUUCUUUGCACAAUGAAUAAACACUCUCUGGUAGCUGCCGAUAGAUCCUCACAGGAUGUUGAUACACAGAGGCGUCAUCUGAAGCCUGACAUGAUGCAUUUAUUUGAUAACCGAUCCUGUGAUUCCUGCAUAAUCUUGCAAGCUGCUGUGCAAGGUUAUAAAGCAUAUUCAACAUACACUACUGGUCAAAAGUUUUAGAACACUCCAACUUUUCCAGAAUUUUAAUGAAAUGAUGCAGUUUAAUGUCUCAGUGUACUCUGAAAUUAAUGCAUAUAACAAAUAAACAACUGAAGUUAAAAAAUAAAUCAUAGAAUCAAUUUAGAAAGGAAAAUGUAUUCUAAACUGUUGACUCAUGGAAGUAGCACCUUAACAGAAAGUUCUUCCCAACUCUGUUGCAGAAGUUCCCUUAAAUGUGGAGCAACUUGUAGGUUGUAAGUGAUCAAGAAAAGUUGGGACACCUGUAGGAAUUGGUAGCAACUUAGCAACUUUCAAGGCUUGAUCAACCUCCGUUGCUGCAGAACUGCUUUAAGUUGUUAACCCAUUUCUUGUUCCCUGAAAAAGGCCUUUUUCUAUAAUUCUGAAAUGUACAUUAUUUUUCAGUUUUGGUUAAACUUACCUUUUUUUAUUUACCUCUGGCAGUUCACCACUUACCUUUGUACCAUUUCAAGCUGUUCAUUUGACUUGAACUGCUUGAAUUUCAAUAAAAAACUGGAAAUAUUGUGGUGUUCUAAAACUUUUGACCAGUAGUGUAGUUUAAGCUCAGUUACGAUGGCAACUUGUGCUGAAAAGCUAGUUGAUUUUGCUUAACGGAGCCAAGUCAGAUUCAAAGAGUCAGACUCACUGAAACAAGCCUUGUGUAUUUGGAAAACGUCCUUUCUGAAACAGGCCCCGGCAGGCUGUGUGACCACUGUUUCACUUUUUCAGUUGAAGUUGUGUUCGGUUGAGUCACACCAACUGUUUCAUCUUAUUUUUUUGAUGGUAACUACUUUAGUGGAUCAGAUGAGACUUCCUGCCUUCAGGGAGUCUGGUCUGAAUCAGAGACCAGAGGAAUACUGAGGACGUCUGUUUUUACAAUAUUAAUUUAUUUCAAGCUUAACUUUUUUUGUUGUUGUUUUUUUACACACUGUGAGUGCAUGUACACACAAAACAAGCUUUUCAUUUUUAACACACUUAGCUGAUCUGUCCGUAUGGAUGCAUGUUUACACUCAGGAUAACUGGAUAUUGACCAGUUCGACUGAGGACUUUUGUGAGCACUUUCCAGUUUGGUGACUGUUCUCGCCAUCACAUGGUGUCGUCAUAGUUCUGACCUCACACACCUACGAUCUGUUAAAUGUCUUGAUAGUUUCUACUCAUCUCAUCCACUCCUGCACUUGUCCACUCCGUACUUAAACUACAGUCAGAGCUCUUUUCUGAAAACGAUGAAGUAGCUUUAAUGAACGAGCUGUACAGAUGUUUAGUGUAUGUAUGUAAUGUGAGACGUUGCUACAUGGCUACUGUGUUAGCUGUCUGAGAGCUGUGACGUGUUCUGGGUCGGAACAGUUGAUCUACUUCACUGUUUAUCUAAUUCACUGUAGUUUUCAUUUGGUACAGUUGCUUGCACUUCUGUUUUUAUUACCGGAUAUGCACUGACACAAUAAACAUUAUGAUUUAAACUGC